This is a messenger RNA of Saccostrea echinata, 624 nucleotides long. RefSeq names its product RE1-silencing transcription factor B-like. The record is from RefSeq and is a predicted model, not a curated record. Bases 1 to 624 code for a protein of 207 amino acids. The transcript has 2 exons. Lineage: Eukaryota; Metazoa; Mollusca; Bivalvia; Ostreida; Ostreidae.
AUGGCUAAAACUAAGACAACACCAAGAAAUGAAUAUCGGCGGUGUCCAAUGUGUUCGGAACCUGCAAGAACAGAAGAAGAAUUCAAGAAACACAUUAUGGUAUGCGCCAUGAGAGUUUUUGAGUGUCCAACCUGUGAUUUUACCAACACUAGAGAACUCAAUCUCAAGAGACACAUCAAACGAUGUCAUCCUGGCUUAGGACCUAAUGAUGAACUUAUCAAACUGGGCGCAAAAGAGCAAAACUCAUCGAGUAGUAGUAGCUCAAGUGAUGAGAAUGAAGAAGAUGAUAUUGAUGAGCAGAAGGAGAAACAGGAUCCGGAGAAGAAAGAAGACAAUCUGUUAGAAGGAAGACUUUUCCGUAAGAAGACCCAACCGACUUUGCCUUUUGCAAGAAAAAGACCAAGUUUGGAGGAGAUCCCUGUUCCAAAGAAGAUUAUUCUUAUGGACAAAGCAACCCAGGUUGAUAUGGAACCAGCAGUUCCCCCUGUAGAGAGUAGUGGAGUCGACGUUUAUACACAGACAUCCCCAAAGAAAAGAGAAGUUGUGACCAGAACGACAAGAAAGUUUCGUGAAGGAGAGGCAGAUAUCAAAGUUGUUGCCAAAGAAAGAAUGAUUUAUAACUGA